This is a messenger RNA of Lasiodiplodia theobromae, 1308 nucleotides long. RefSeq names its product Lipoic acid synthetase. The coding region runs from base 1 to 1308 and encodes 435 amino acids. The transcript is spliced from 2 exons. Gene Ontology annotation, biological process: lipoate biosynthetic process. NCBI's taxonomy places the organism in Eukaryota, Fungi, Ascomycota, Dothideomycetes, Botryosphaeriales, Botryosphaeriaceae. Gene Ontology annotation, molecular function: lipoate synthase activity; 4 iron, 4 sulfur cluster binding. Gene Ontology annotation, cellular component: mitochondrion. The record is from RefSeq and is a predicted model, not a curated record.
AUGGCCACCCACGUCCCCAGAUACGCAUAUCUCAGGCGAGGCACCUCGUCUCUCACAUCGCAGCCCUCGCUCAGAACGACGCAGCAAUUGCUUCACCGGCAUGCUGCCCGCACUCUCGCCACCACCGUCGGCGACCCAGCCACGACGCCGACGCCCACCUCCUCGUCUACAGCCCCCAAGUCCGGACGUCCACGCACCAAGUUCUCCGACCGCCUGAACUCGGGCCCGUCGUUUGGCGACUUCGUCGGUGGCGGGCCAAAAGAAGAGCCGCUUACGGGCGACGAGAUGCUGGAGCUGCGGACGGCCAUGGUGGGGCCGGAGGGCAAGAAGAAGCAAAUAACGCGGCUGCCGACGUGGCUGAAGACGCCGAUCCCGCUGUCGGACAACUACAAGAAGAUCAAGAACGACCUGCGGGGGCUGAACCUGCACACGGUGUGCGAGGAGGCGCGGUGCCCGAACAUCGGCGAGUGCUGGGGCGGCGGCAACAAGAGCGCGGCGACGGCGACGAUCAUGCUGAUGGGCGACACGUGCACGCGCGGCUGCCGCUUCUGCAGCGUCAAGACGAGCAACCGGCCCCCUCCGCUGGACCCGCACGAGCCCGAGAACACGGCCGAGGCGCUGAAGCGCUGGGGGCUGGGGUACGUGGUGCUGACGAGCGUGGACCGCGACGACCUAGCCGACGGUGGCGCCAGGCACUUCGCCGAGACCAUCUCGAAGAUCAAGCAGAAGGCGCCGACGAUGCUGGUCGAGGCGCUGACGGGCGACUAUGCGGGCGACUUGGACAUGGUGGCGCUGGUGGCGCGCAGCGGGCUGGACGUCUACGCGCACAACAUCGAGACAACCGAGGCGCUGACGCCGUUUGUCCGCGACCGCAGGGCUAAGUUUAGGCAGAGCUUGAAGGUACUGCAGACGGCGAAGGAGGCGAAGCCCGGCUUGAUCACCAAGACCAGCGUGAUGCUGGGGUUGGGCGAGACGGAGGAGCAGCUUUGGCAUGCGCUAAAGGAACUUAGAAAAGUCGACGUCGACGUCGUCACCUUUGGCCAGUACAUGCGCCCCACAAAGCGCCACAUGAAGGUCGAGGAAUAUGUCACACCGGCCAAGUUCGAGAUGUGGCGUCAACGCGCCCUCGACAUGGGCUUCCUGUACUGCGCGUCUGGUCCGCUCGUGCGCUCGUCGUACAAGGCCGGUGAGGCCUUCAUUGAGAACGUGCUCAAGAAGAGAGCUGCCGAGCGUGCGGGUGAGGGCGUUGCCGCAUCGUCCGUCCCGCUUACGUCGAUAGAGGGCGUGAAGGCGGCGCAGUCUUCGUGA